AUGAAUUUGUAUUCGCCCUAUGUGUUCACAGAGACUGUGUUGUCUUUAAGAAUCUUCCAGUAUUCUCAAAGUCAGCCCAGGACAGCUAAGAGGACACCUAGCUCUGUACCUCAUGAUCAUUGUUCUGUUUUUGUUUUGCAGCGUGAAUGCAUAUCCAUCCAUGUUGGUCAGGCUGGUGUUCACAUUGGCAAUGCAUGUUGGGAAUUGUACUGUCUUGAACAUGGGAUCCAGCCCGAUGGUCAAAUACCUAGCGAUAAAACUACCGGAAGUGGAGGUGAUUCAUUUAACACUUUCUUCAGUGAGACAGGAGCUGGUAAACAUGUUCCCAGAGCAGCGUUCGUGGACCUGGAGCCAACUGUAGUUGAUGAAGUACGUACAGGCAUAUACAAGCAAUUAUUCCAUCCUGAGCAGUUCAUUACUGGGAAAGAAGAUGCAGCCAAUAAUUAUGCCAGAGGCCAUUACACCAUUGGAAAAGAGAUUGUUGAUCUGGUGCUAGACCGCAUCCACAAACUGGCUGAUGUAUGCACAAGGCUGCAAGGUUUCCUUAUCUUUCAUAGUUUUGGAGGAGGCACUGGUUCAGGGUUUGCAUCUCUGCUCAUGGAAAGGCUCUCUGUUGACUAUGGCAAAAAAUCUAAGCUAGAGUUUGCAAUUUAUCCAGCACCACAGGUUUCCACUGCUGUAGCGGAACCUUACAACUCAAUUCUAACUACCCACACAACAUUAGAGCAUUCAGACUGUGCCUUCAUGGUAGAUAAUGAAGCCAUUUACGAUAUAUGUCGUCGUAACCUUGACAUUGAACAUCCUACUUAUACCAAUUUAAACCAAUUAGUUGGGCAAAUUGUUUCAUCUAUCACAGCUUCACUGCGUUUUGAUGGAGCCCUCAAUGUAGAUCUGACAGAAUUUCAAACUAACCUUGUUCCAUACCCACCAAUCCAUUUCCCCCUGGUAACAUAUGCCCCUGUCAUCUCCGCUGAGAAAGCGUAUCAUGAGCAAUUGUCUGUGGCUGAGAUUACCAACGCUUGUUUUGAACCAGCCAACCAGAUGGUAAAAUGCGACCCUCGCCAUGGCAAAUACAUGGCCUGCUGCAUGUUAUAUAGAGGUGAUGUUGUUCCCAAAGACGUCAAUGCCGCUAUUGCUACUAUCAAGACUAAACGUACCAUUCAGUUUGUGGAUUGGUGCCCAACUGGAUUCAAGGUGGGCAUUAACUACCAGCCUCCAACUGCAGUGCCAGGUGCAGACCUUGCAAAGGUGCAGCGGGCUGUGUGUAUGCUGAGUAAUACAACUGCGAUUGCUGAAGCAUGGGGUCACCCUGACCAUAAAUUUGAUCUCAUGUACGCUAAGCGUGCCUUCGUACAUUGGUAUGUUGGGGAAGGAAUGGAGGAAGGAGAAUUUUCUGAAGCCCGGGAAGAUCUGGCUGCCCUUGAGAAAGAUUACAAAGAAGUCGGUCUAGACUCGGUAGAAGCAGAGGCUGAAGAAGGAGAUGAAUAUUUAGAAUACUGAAGUCUAGCAAAAUGCAUUAGAGGAGGAAGAAGAAAAAAGAAUUGCAGAACCCUGUUCACUUGUUCGAUUGUUUUCAAAUAAAGUUUUAAAGGUUCUAUCUGCUAUUUUUUGUCUUCUUUACUAUUGAUGUGUAUAC
Messenger RNA from Opisthocomus hoazin, 1636 nucleotides. The record is from RefSeq and is a predicted model, not a curated record. NCBI's taxonomy places the organism in Eukaryota, Metazoa, Chordata, Aves, Opisthocomiformes, Opisthocomidae.